AUGUCGUGUGAAAUUCAUCGGUUCGUGACACGGGCUUUUAUAACGUGUCUUAUAUGUCCUGUGAUAACUACUCUUCUUGUUUUUAUCUCUUCUCCUUCAAGUCAUUAUGCCUGGGUUCAACUAUCACUUCAACCUCUCUUGGUCGUUCUAUGGUCUUUGUUCUUUGUCUUUUGGAAUUAUCAUUCUGAUCAGAUGAAUCAUUUAUUGUACUGGGCUCAAUAUGCCAAUCUCAUUACCUUUAUCUCUGUAGCCCCAAUACCAAUCAUGUUCGAUACCCCACUUACUGGAUACCUGUAUACUAUCGUCAUAGGUCUUCUCUCUGUAUGCUCAGUCCUCUUUUACAUCGCCCGUCGCUUGAUCCGUGCCAAUGAAUCUCAACAACUUUGGUUCCAACAGCAUCUUCGUGAUCAACAUAGUCUCGCUCAACGUCAUGUCAACAAUCAGACUUCACGUUAUUCACAACAUCAUCUUGCCUUUUUAUCCACCAUCACCAAUGAAAUUCAGGAUGCUGCAUUGAUGGUUCUCACCACACUUGAACAAUUCUCUCCAGGUAUUAUUCUCGCCAACUCACAAGAAUUACUCAGUGCUUGUUCGAUCGCCGUCCCCAUCACCAGUAUAUCCGCUAUUCAUACCACUAUCAAACAUGUCUGUCAUGUGAGUUCACAAUUGCAACUUCUGUCUUGUCUUGUCCGGGAAAAUAAUUCUUGUUUAUACGAUACCAAUCUUUCUUUGGAUACCAUUGCUUCUGAUUCGACUGUUUUUCCUUGGCAACCAACUUAUCAUCGACAAUUCUUUGACAUUGGUGAAUUAUUACAAAACGUAGGUGAUGCUUUGGCUGGUAUGGCUUCCAAAUUGGAUGUUAACUUGGUGAUAUAUCAUUCUGACAAUAAUUUACAUCAUACUCCCGUGAUUGGUGAUGAAGCUUCCUUAAGACAUGCUUUACUCAAUUUACUACGAAAUAUCUUGGAAGGUUGUACUCCUGGUGCCUGUAUUGAAUUAGGAUUGAAUCUAAUGACAGUGGAAAACGAUACCAAAAAGAUGAACGUAAUGUUUGAAAUUAUACAUACUUCGUCACCUGCGAUUCCGGAUCAUCUUUUAUCGACAGCUCUACUUUUACCAAAUGCCAACCUGACCGCUCAAUUGAUUCGUUAUGUUAGAGGACGAUUAGCAAUACAUCAUCUUACAAAGACUCGAACACGCUUUGACAUAACGAUGGAAAUGGAUCUUGCUAAUAAUACCAACAACAAUACCAACAAUAACAUCGACAAUAUGGUCACAACUUCAUCAACCACACCAUUUCACAAAUCGUAUCACCAUAUCAAAUUUGCUCAUGAACCUAGCCUGAAAGAUCUAUCAAAGUUUAUGGAAAAUCUCAAAGGACUCAAGAUGGUACUACAUGCCAAAGAACAAAGUGUUUUUGCCAAACAUCUGACAGGAUGUCUUGCUAGUUGGAAUAGCGAUAUCAGCCAUGUACCAGUUUCUCGGGUGGAUGAUGAUGAUAUCUCAUUGACAAAUGAUGCUAGUACACCAGGAUCUGAUGGAAAUACAAGUUCAUCAACAACCACAUCCACCAAUGGAGCAGCCACUGGAACAGAAACAGCAACAGCUAUGUCUUCACCACGACCCGCCAAUACCACACCUCCUGUCCCAUCUCCUGCUACUGAAGAAGAACAUCUCCUCUCUAUUCCACCAGCAUUUAUAUUGAUUGAUGAUCAUAUUUUGACUUUGGAAAAGAAACUUUUGGAACUUCGAAUUGCUGCACCUGUUACAACCAUGUCGAAUACACAAAAGCAACAACAAUCACAUCAUCAUCAUCCUCAUUAUCAUCCAUCACAUCAACAUCAUCAUGGUCAGACCACAGCCAUCAUUCAUUUUACAUCUUUGAACAAUUACAAACGCGUACGUGAUACUAUUCAAUGGGCAACAACUCUCGCCACACCUUAUCCUAUGCCAAGAAUUGUAGUUGUUCCUAAACCAGCAGGUCCUCGACGAUAUUUGACAGCUUUCCAUAUAGCUUGGCACAAUGCUAUGGUAGAACCUCAUUUCCUUCCUAUUGCGACAUCUCCUAGUAAUCCAGUUCCUACUGCUUUAUUAUCAUCCAUGCUGUCACAAAUCGACCCUUCCAAUGUUACGCCUCCCAAUGUACAUUCAUCUGGUAGUAAUGAUCAGCAACUUUAUCGACAAAAUGAAACGACGGGUCAUCAUCGCUCAACUUCACGUCGUCCUGUUAGUGGUGCUUAUAGUCCCUCAUCUCUUCAUCAAUUCCAGCAACACGAAGAUCUUGGUAAUAGGUCGAACAAGGAUGAUAAUAACAGUAAUGAAGGCGCACCAACGACAGAAAAUGACAACAAUAACAACAAUAACGACAUUAACACUGAUAAUAAUAAUGAUAAUAGUAAUAAUAAUAACAAAACCAGCUCUACUUCACCAACAUCCAGUGAACCCACCUCAGCAACACCCAUUGAACCAGCCAAACCUCUCUCUCGUAUGGCCAGUAUCAAACUGAAUAAGAAAAGAAGAAGGGAAAAAGGUACUCCAUUUGCAAAUGUGGUCAGUCCACCUAUCAAUGUAUUGAUUGUUGAAGAUAAUAUGAUCAAUCAAGCUAUUUUAUCAGCAUGGAUGAAGAAACAUAAAAUCAAAUUCUCUGUUGCCAGUAAUGGUCAAGAAGCAAUGGACAUUCAACUUCCAGUGAUGAGUGGUAUAGAAGCUACGAAAUUGAUUCGAUCGAUUGAAAAGGAACAAAAAAUAGGUGUAUUACCAAUGUCAUCAUCAUUCCUUCGACAACAACAACAACAAGGUAGUGAUGGUUUAGAUACAAUUAUGGAAGGUGUUGUGGAUGUGAUACAAGCCGAAACAGCAACUGAACUAGCGAUAACAACGACAACAACACCAUCAACGUUCCGAUCACCAGUGAUUAUAGUUGCAUUGACGGCAUCAUCAUUGGAAUCCGAUCGACAUGCAGCAUUAGCAGCGGGAUGUAACGAUUUUUUGACGAAACCUGUUAGUCUUGAAUGGUUAGAAAAGAAAAUCAUCGAAUGGGGAUGUAUGCAAGCAUUGAUUGACUUUGAAGGCUGGCGACGAUGGAAACGAUCGGCACAUGAUGACGAUGUAUCUUCUUGGGCAAAGAAGGUGAAUCAGCAAGGGGGUGGGGAACCUUUGACUCCUUCAAGUUCAUCCUCCUAUCGUGCAUUUGGUCCUCCUGUUUCUCUUGGUCAUGAUGGUGGCAGUAACGAUAACAACAGUGACAACAGUUAUCAUCGUGGACUUUCAGAUUGUAUGGUGAUGGGACCCAAAGGUAUUUUACUUCCUGGAGCCAUUGGAUUAAGCAAAAGACGAUUCUCUACUAUUGAUAAACAAGCUCUUCGACGUCAUCAUACUUCUGCUGGAUAUCAUCGUCAACAACAACAACAAUUACUUGGUCGACGUACAACAAUCAUAUCCAGAUGCUCACAACAACAACAACAACAACAACAACAACAACAACAAAAAAGUCUUAGUGAAACAACAAAUAACAAUGGUCGAAGAAAAAGAACAACCAAAAAAGCAGUAUCUAUGGAUGAGUCGAUGCGAUCAAACAUGAUUGGUUUUUCAUAG
Molecule: messenger RNA, 3594 nt
Organism: Halteromyces radiatus
Lineage: Eukaryota; Fungi; Mucoromycota; Mucoromycetes; Mucorales; Cunninghamellaceae
Exons: 7
Coding region: 1-3594 (1197 amino acids)
Biological process (GO): phosphorelay signal transduction system; protein autophosphorylation
Molecular function (GO): phosphorelay sensor kinase activity; histidine phosphotransfer kinase activity
Source: RefSeq, a predicted model, not a curated record